Molecule: messenger RNA, 882 nt
Organism: Myripristis murdjan (pinecone soldierfish)
Lineage: Eukaryota; Metazoa; Chordata; Actinopteri; Holocentriformes; Holocentridae
Gene: lrrc30a
Product: leucine rich repeat containing 30a
Exons: 7
Coding region: 1-882 (293 amino acids)
Cellular component (GO): cytoplasm
Molecular function (GO): protein binding
Source: RefSeq, a predicted model, not a curated record
AUGGGAGGUUCAGUGUGCAGGGAGGAGGCGUCUGAGGAGAAGAGGAGGCGCUCGGCGAGGAGCAGCGAGGCCAGCGAGGCCAGCCUGACGUCGGCGGACAGGAUCCGCCGCUGCACCGUCCGCCAGUUCGGCUACAACGUGCUGAGCCUGGCCCGCCGCGGCCUCAAGGAGGUUCCAGGGGAACUCUGGGAGCUGCUGGAGUUGGAGAAGCUGAAUUUGUCUCUGAACAGCCUCAAAGUCCUUCCUCCUCAGCUGGCUCUGCUGUCCAACCUGGUGGUCCUCAACCUCUGGGGCAACCAGCUGAGCAGCCUGCCAGCAGAGAUCGGCCAGCUGAGUCGGCUCAGGGUUUUGUUCGCCUACAGAAACAGACUGAGUGAAGUUCCUGAGGAGCUGGGAGCCUGCACACAGCUGGAGGUGUUGAGUUUAGCCAACAACCAGCUGAGCACGCUGCCCGCCUCCCUGUCCAACCUGACCCGCCUGAGGAAGCUCAACCUCAGCCACAACCACAUCUGCCACCUCCCCGGCUGCGUCUACAACAUGAAGGCUCUGGUGUUCCUCCACCUGGCCUGCAAUCGUCUGGAGAACCUGGCGGAGAACAUCCAGGCUCUGGUGGAGCUCAAGAUCCUCAUCGUGGAGGGAAACAGCCUCCACUCCCUGCCCAAGGCUCUGUGCUGCCUCACCAGGCUGGAGCUGCUCAACCUGGACUUUAAUGACAUCAAGGACGUCCCGCAGGAGAUGCACCAGCUGUCCCGGCUGGAGAAGCUGGCCUGCCACCCGCUGGACAAAGGCCUGCACAUCGUCCACAACCCGCUGCUGAAGCCCGUCAAGGAGGUGCUGGAGGGCGGCCUGAGCGCGCUCUACAGCUACCUGAGGGCUGUGUGA